This is a messenger RNA of Python bivittatus (Burmese python), 500 nucleotides long. The record is from RefSeq and is a predicted model, not a curated record. NCBI's taxonomy places the organism in Eukaryota, Metazoa, Chordata, Lepidosauria, Squamata, Pythonidae.
UGCCGUGACGUCAGCGAGGAGGAAGCGGAGACCGAAAGUAACUGGCCGGUGCUGGGGCUGCUGAAGCGAGGGGUCCCUGGGCCGCGCACCCCUUCUCUGCCAUGGACGGCGCAGCGCAGGAGCAGGACGCGGUGAAGUUUGCGCAGCUGGCCGUCCAGAAGGACCAAGAAGGGCGAUACCAAGAAGCGGCGUUUUACUACAAGGAAGCUGCACAAGCUUUGAUUUAUGCUGCAAUGGCAGGAUCAACCUUAGAAAAUAUUCCAGGGAAAAUAAGUGAAUAUUUGGAAAGAGUUCAAGCUUUAUAUGCUGCAGUUCAGUCACAGAGAGUUGAUCCCUUGAAAUCAAAGCAGCAGCUGGACUUGGAGCGUGCCCAUUUCCUGGUUACCCAGGCUUUUGAUGAAGAUGAAAAAGGCAACAAAGAGGAAGCCAUUGAGCUGUACACAGAAGCGGUGGAACUCUGUUUGAAAACAGUACGUUAAGCUACAACUUAACUUGGUGGA